AUGCUAGCUAGCUACCUUGCAGGAUAUCAGGAGCGAGUGAUGCUUGCGACAAAUGGCAAUAUCUUCUUUGUUGACUACGUAUUGCUGAACCGAAUUGCAGCCAACACAAAGCCAAAUCAGCAAUACCUCGAAGCACCGAUGUGUCUCUUGUACCUGAAUCCAAGGAAUGAAUUAGUUCCCAUUGCAAUCCAGAUCAAACAGGAGCCGGGUCCAGAGAACCCCAUCUUCCUUCCGACGGACAGCAAAUACGACUGGCUGCUGGCCAAGGUCUGGGUUCGUCACGCUGAUACACAGGUCCACCAGCUCGUCUCACACCUGCUGAACACUCAUCUGUUUGCCGAAGUCUUCUGCAUCGCGACCCUCCGGAAGCUUCCGAGCGCACACCCCGUCUUUAAGCUUCUGAUGCCUCACCUGAAAUUCACUUUACACAUCAACACCGAAGCAAGAGGUCUCCUGAUCUCAGAGGGUGGGGUCUUUGAUCAGAUCGGCGCGAGGGGGUCGAGAGAGAGGACGCAAAGCUGUAAGUUGGGCGAGGAUCGGACCCCAAGCGGGGGUCCGAGGCCGGGAGCUACUCCGAGGAGGGGGGAUGAAGCUAGAUGUGCUUGGUUGACCACUCGGAGGGUCCUGAGCUGUUUGGAGAGUCGAGGAGUUCGGAGGGGAUCGAAUGGUGGCCAGAAGACUUCAGUAAUUGAGCUCCAACGGCUGUGCACGAAGUGGUUUGGACUUUGAUAAGUUUGGCGCCUUUUCGUUAAUUUUCUCUUCAUAUAUACUGUAUCGUUAUUAAUCACUUAGUUAUAGUAACCUUUAUAAAUUGUACUCAUUUAAUCGCUUAUGGUGUACUGUCUGUUUUUGGGCGAGGCGGGGACAUCACACAGCAUCCACACCAGCUGGUCACCCAGUUUGGCGGGGCCGAAGGCUGCUCCCCCUAGACAAGAACGAGC
Molecule: messenger RNA, 941 nt
Organism: Hypanus sabinus (Atlantic stingray)
Lineage: Eukaryota; Metazoa; Chordata; Chondrichthyes; Myliobatiformes; Dasyatidae
Product: polyunsaturated fatty acid 5-lipoxygenase-like
Exons: 5
Coding region: 1-729 (242 amino acids)
Biological process (GO): lipid oxidation; linoleic acid metabolic process
Molecular function (GO): metal ion binding; oxidoreductase activity, acting on single donors with incorporation of molecular oxygen, incorporation of two atoms of oxygen
Source: RefSeq, a predicted model, not a curated record